Molecule: messenger RNA, 7731 nt
Organism: Biomphalaria glabrata
Lineage: Eukaryota; Metazoa; Mollusca; Gastropoda; Planorbidae
Product: POU domain, class 3, transcription factor 1-like
Exons: 2
Coding region: 301-1650 (449 amino acids)
Biological process (GO): regulation of transcription by RNA polymerase II
Molecular function (GO): RNA polymerase II cis-regulatory region sequence-specific DNA binding; DNA-binding transcription factor activity, RNA polymerase II-specific
Source: RefSeq, a predicted model, not a curated record
CAGGGAUGUUAAUGCUUCGCGGUGAACUCGAAAGACUCACAACGCAUGAAUAACGCAGAAGGAUACCAGCUUGAUUUUUGCAAGUCUGAUUGGGACUCGCUAUUGUGGAGUGUACACAUUCGCCCCUUCCUUACCGCAGCUGACUAUUUGUGUGUGUCUUGCCGUCUGGAAGUAGAUUAGCUCCAAUUCUAAUUCUGUGGACAGCUGAUUUUUACUGUUACAAAAAGAAGUGAUUGCUAAGACGCGCGGUUUGCUAAUGUUGGGCGUUCCACUGAAACCAUAGCUUUGGAUUGCUACAGUAUGGCGGCACCUAGCGCGUCAUUAUAUUUGCCGUCUAGUGUGCCGUCGUCACUCAACACCGGUCAGCCGAUGACCAAUCACGGGAUGCAUGUGCCGUCUGGACAACAGUACCGGGACAUCCCCGAGAUGAAGUACAUACCUUCUCAGCACCAUCAGUCCAAUGGUCACGGCUCUCACCUCGGCCAGCACCACAAUCCCUGGUUGAGUCCGAGUCCCCACGGGGACGUGGGUCACUGGGCGAACAUGGGAAAUCUGCACCACCAGGACAUGAAGGUCAGCCCGGUGGGAAAUAUGGAUAGUCACGGAGGCACCUUGCACCACCGCCCGCAACCCCACCAUCAAAUGCAGGUGGCCCCUCAGCACUGGCAGAUGCCACCUCUUCAGAAUCUGUCCUCGCUCCAGAACCCGAACCACCCGAUGCAGCACCAAGGAUACACAAUGAACAUGAAUGGAAUGAUGUCUCCCUCCCACCAAAUGCAUCACGUUCUCAGAGACCCCGAUCACGAUCUCGACCCACACCCACCUUCAGAUGAAGACGCUCCUACUUCUGACGAUCUUGAAGCCUUUGCCAAACAGUUUAAGCAACGGCGAAUCAAACUCGGCUUCACCCAGGCAGACGUUGGUCUCGCGCUGGGAACUUUGUACGGGAAUGUUUUCAGUCAAACGACAAUAUGCAGGUUUGAAGCCCUGCAGCUUAGCUUCAAGAAUAUGUGCAAGCUGAAGCCGCUGCUCCAGAAAUGGCUAGAAGAAGCGGACUCUACGACAGGAUCGCCUACAAACAUUGAUAAAAUCGCCGCUCAAGGUAGGAAGAGGAAGAAACGGACGAGUAUUGAAGUCACCGUAAAAGGGGCGCUGGAGAGUCAUUUCAUGAAGUGCCCAAAGCCUUCGGCCCCCGAGAUAACUCAUCUGGCUGACCAGCUGCAGCUGGAGAAGGAAGUGGUAAGAGUGUGGUUCUGUAAUCGAAGGCAGAAGGAGAAGAGAAUGACCCCUCCUGGCAACAUUGGCCCUAAUGGGGAGAUCAUCAUGCCCGACGGGAACGACGACUCCUCUGUUAACGACGGCAGUCCCUUACAUGACUCUUGCAGCCCGAUUCACAGCGGCGGAGGAGGAGGCGGCUCCCCUGUCAUGUCUAACUACGGCAGCUCGCUACCGCCUCACUCCAUGAACCACUCUGGGUCUUCGCCCAUGUCUCAGGUGUCCUCACUGUUGUCAUACUCCAUGGGCGGACAUCCGCAUCACCCUCAGCUCCACCAGGGGUCUCACACGCCUCCACCGCCCGUGCCACACCAUUACCAGCUCCAACAGCACCACAAUCCUCUGGCGCUCAAGCACUCCCCGCCGCCCCACUGACUAGCGGCCGAGGAGUCGCACCAUCAUCGGUACGUCGACUCCUACGGUGGAGCAAACCACCACGACGACUACGCCCCAUACUCGCCAAGGUAAAAAGAAUCUUCCCUUACACUAAGUAAGGCUUCUUUGACCUCUAAAUAGUCAGUUCUCUCUUCUGAUCGACAUGCCGUUGCCCGCCUUGGCUUUCACGGCGCCAGGUCAAUUUGUUUGUUUCUAUUUCUAAACAAGAAAUUCACUAAGUCAUAAAAGUCAGAAUUUUGUUUCGCUUUUCAAACGCUUUUCCGGUUCAAACUGAGAUGUGUACAUAUUGAUAUGUGCCCAUUCACUGCCCCCACCAGGAGGAACAUUGCCAUGAACAGGCCUUAUCUUCAACACUGUGUAAGUAGGUCAAACUUAAUUGAACUCACCUAGAUCUAAUUAAAUUGACACUUCUACUAAUCAUUCAUAUACAGGUGAAAACAUUUCACAGCAAACUUUGACAGUUAAACAUAAAACUUUAAUAUAACACCAGAAGACACUUAUUUGUUUUUCUAUCUGUGUAUUCUGUAAUUUCAAGACAUUUAAAAAACAAACGGAAUGACUAGAGUUAACCUAAAUAUUAACUGGAGCAUGUGUGCGAGUGUCUGCGAUGUGUUAUUUGGAGCAUGUGUGCGAGUGUCUGCGAUGUGUUAUUUCUUGUUGAUUAUUUAUACCCAACUACAGAUAAACUUUCUACUAUCAACUCAAUUAAUUAUAUUAUAAGAUCACGCAUUUUUUAAAAUUAUUUGUCUAUAUUUUUUUUAACGCUUUCUGUAUAAAAAUAAUUGGUAAUAAUGAACAAUUUUUUAAAUCAGUUUUGUACUUUUCAGUCAUUUAACCCUAAAUUUAAGUUAUUCUAACAUUCAUAUAAUACAUUAAAAAUAUAUUUUGAUGUUUGGCAUGGCUAUAUUCCUAGGAACCGCAUCCUCCCUCCGUUUCUGUGUUAGGUCCUAGUAUCCUCCGUCAAAGAGACAGUUUCAGUAGGUGAUGAUCAGGUCAACAUGCUCACUUCAACGAUCUAUUAAACACCUCCCAAAAACAUCUCCCAGUUUACCAGCGCCCAUCUAAAAAAAAAAAAAAAAAGAAAAAGCUUAUGGGGGUCUGGCGGCGACGAAACAGCGCUAUAAUACGUAGCGGAAAUCCGAAGCGCCAAAAUUAAUGUUCCGUUCAAAGCCGAGUGUGUCUUCAGCCGUGUCGGAUAUCAACAACAGCAGACGAUGUGUGAUUUACGGCAAGGGAGAGAAUUCAAGUUGGCAAGAUAUGAAAGAAAUUAGGAACAAGGGAAUGAAAAGAAUUUUUUUUUUUUUUAAAAAAAAAGAUGAUAUUAAAAAAAGAGCAUUGCAGUAGCCAUUUCUGAAAACUAUAAUAGUUAUUUUUUGUCACGCUGGUUAGGUUUUUUUUUAAAAAAGAGGAUGUGUGAGAUGGCGUUCACCAUAUCAGUCCAUCUGAUAUCACUCGCACUGUGCGCAUCUUUCCGUCUUGCUCUGGACAAAAGAGAAACUACCGUGAUGGUGAUGAUGGCCACUGAAGAUCCUGGGAGUCGCGAUAACAUUCAGCACCAAGAAACCUGAUACUCUUAAAGUUCAUCUAGCGGUGUAAGAUCUAGUCUUUAUUAAGUCCGCGAGACGGUACAUCAGACCCACUGUAAAGACAUUGAGUUUAGGAACAGAUUAGAAGCCGUAAUAUAAAAUGUGCCUCGAAUCAGGACGUACUAACUGUUCGUCGCUUUAUUUACGUUGUAAAGUUCUGGCUUUUUUUUGUUCUCUGUACAAACAUAAUAAAAGAAGGGGGCGUGGUGGAAAACGAGAGACUUAAGAAUGAAUGCAAACAAACAGCUAUUUAGAAUGUAGGCUGCAUCUACGAAGACCUAGACUGCUGCUAGAUAUAACAUGCCGCCACACUCUUCAUGAAACAUUUGUCAAGACAGAAACAAUUAAAGAUCACUUGAUUCCCGUGUACAAUUAAUAAAAAUCUUACAUGCCAAUCAUUGCGCUGUGCUGUAAUAUUUUAUAAUUAAUUUUUUAAAUCAUUAAAAAAAUAUAGAACCAUUGGAACAUCUAAAUUAAAUGUUAUUUGAUACAGUGGAAAUACUAAAACAUAAAAACAGAGAGAAGAGAGGACUAGAGGCUAUCCUAGUCUGGUUCCAGUGACCUAUAAAACAAAUCUAGUUUAAUUCCUAAAAAAAAAACAAUUUUCGGUUUAUGUCGAUGUAUUACUUCUUUAGAUUUCUAGCAGUCAUCGACUAUCACAAGUUACAAACUUUUGAUUUUAUUAAACCUCAGAUUCAAAACAAUCUUUGUGUACAGUUACAUUUUGUAACAACUAUUUCAUUUCAUCCAAUUUACUUUGUAAAUGACAGCAAAACGAGUAAAUAUUUUGUUUCAAUACCAUUGAAUGUUCCAUUUUUGUCCACUCUCUAAGUUGAGCUUAUAUAAUUUAUAUUUUUUUUUAUUGAAGUCAGUAUACACAAAGAUAUUAUCAAAUUUUAUAAAAAAUUAUAUUAUUAUUAUUAUUUUUUUUAAUCUUUCAAGGCUCUAGCCUAGACCUAGACCUGGGGGAGACAGUUUUAAAAUUUGUCAUGUUUUGGUUUAUUUAAUUUUUUUAUUUUUGUAAAAUGCAUUUCUUAAUGUUGAUUUACUUUUUAACUUUAAAAAAUUUUUGACAAUAAGAUAAAAGGCUAGGGGUUAUCUUCUCCGUAUGUGUGUGUGUAAAGGAGUUACAAUUGGUUUUAACUGAAUGUGAUGAUUUUGUUAGACACCUAACACAAGUUGACUACACAGCAACACACAAAUACCCUGCACAGUUACUGUUGUUUUUUUUUUUUUUAAAUCAUUAGAUUGGCUCACAAUUUUUUUUUAUAAAUAGAUAUUUGUCCAACUAUUUGACUAGACGCUCAGGACACUAAAAGUUUGUGUUAGACCGUCUUCUCUAUUCUAUUUGCUCGUGUUCCAUACAAAUGUUCACAUUCCAAAGACGAUCUUUCAAUCACAACUGUUUGGCUUCAGACACUGAGCUGACGAGCUGGAAACGAGUUGAAAAAAACUAGCUUCUAGAAUUCUGUGAGAUGGUAAAUAGCUUCUCUGUCUGAUUUCUUAUAAGAUAUUCAUGUUUUAGAGUUCAUUUGUCAAGCGGAAUAACACAAAUAAAGUACUCUUGAAAGUUAAUUUUAAAAAAAAUCCAUUUUAUUUUGAAAAACACAAACUAGAACUAUCCCUUAUUGUUAAAGUACUCCACCAUUUUUGUUUUCAAUGAAUGUGUAUGUGUAGCAUGCUUCCAGCACACACACACUCGGGAGACACUCGGUUACACAAACACGCUGACACAUUCUAAAGGAACACAUCAUUCAUACUUCUUGUGUCCUAACACAUUAAUGUCAAGUGGCCAAGAUUGACUGCGGGUCUAAUGGAAUACCUUGAGGUUUUUGUGUCUCCUUUUUAGUUAACAAAAAAUAUUAUAAGACUAAAAAAAACGCAGAAGAAAAAAAUUCCCGUUAGCUUCGAGACAAACGCCUCUCAUAGAAGCUCUAGAUCUGAAAGUAUGGAGCGGGCUCUUGUCCACUAUACUAGUGGCGGACAGUGUCUGUUAAUGACACUUUCUACCCCUUCCUUUUUUUUUUUUUCAUUUUCUGUGAUCUUUCUACCUUCCAUUCAAUGAGCUGUUUACUUCAGCAGUCAGAGCAGAGUCUGCUAAGUCAAAGGGCUACCUUUGGAACUAGCCAUUACUGUUGAACUAUUGAUUCUUACACUUUGAGCUGUGCUACAUCUCGGCCCCUUGAGUUCAUUCCUUGCCAUAAUUCUAUUCCACAAUUUGUUUUGUUUGGACCCCGUGGUGAUGUUUCUGUUGUAUAUUUUUGUUUGUUUUUGUUUUAAAUUAUUCAUUCCAUUGGCUUUGUUUUUUUUAAUGCAAAAAAUGUAUUUUCUUUAAAUUCAAUAUUAUAUUAAAAUACAAAUUUAUUGCAGUAUAUCAAAAGACAUUGUUUCAUUUUUGGUAAAUAAUAUACGAUUAGAAAUAAUAUCAAUAUCAAUAAUAUUUACAUCAUUAUCGCUAGAUAUAGGCACACUUAUUCUUAAUCUUUAUAAUCGAAGACAUUGCCAUGAAUAUAGCUACAGUACAAUCAAACUACUCCCAAAGUCCACCCAAACGAAUUGUUUUAUAAGUAGAAUGAUGACUUUGCUAGCUACCGACGUGCAGGAGGUCUCUGGACUCAGGCAUAAUGGCCUUCGUCUUGAAAAUGAACGAGUUUGUGUCAUGUGGGGAAUUUGUGUGAAACUUGGAGGAGGUUGCAAUGUACAGUCUCUACUAUAAACAUGCACCAUACACGUACUGUGUUUGUGUUUGGUUGCCUUCACAAAGUCUCAUUGAAGAGUUUAUUUAGAACAAACUUUCAUUCCUCAACACCAGUCACACGAUGUACAACAUCUGAAGGAGAAUCUAAAAUAUUAUGACUAGUUUACUUCUGGUAAUUACAUCAUAAUACAUGUAGUCCUAAUAUAAAUAAAACCGAAACUGGCUUUGGCGAUAUCGUAAUUAAUUAUAUGUAAUUACAGAAUUAGAAGGUAGCGUCAGACAAUGUAAAUAUAUCAAUAUUGAGAUGUGGGAACUCUCUUAGGGCUUAUCAAACAAACGAACACACAUUAUUUUAGUCUAUGUUUAAUUCUUCAAAAUUCGUAUUCAAACACAACUUCAAGACUUUAGUAGACCACCUUUUGUUAACGGUUAACCCAUUCUCUACUCUAUAUUAUAAUAAAUACUUUUUUGUUGUUGCUUUGUUUAGAGAUGUCAUCAAAGCUAACAUUAACCCAUAACAUGCGUUGUUGAGAUAAAAAAACGUUUUAAAAUGGUCUCUUCUAGGAGGUGGCUCCAGAGUGGACCAUCUGGACGGGUCUGGGACCUGAACUAUCCUUGAAAUGUCGGUGUCCAUGGUUUCACCAUCUCAACGAUGUCUGAAUGUGAGACAACUUAAGUCUGUCACGUAUCACUGCUUUCCUCCACUCCUGACAACUUAAAACUUUCUCCCUCUCCGUUACCCCCCCCCCCCCCGUCUAUCCGUGUUGUAUUUGUUCGAGAUGGUUCUGUACCUCCUGGUGACAGUCCCCUUCACAUAAGAAGAGGUUUUAUUGUUUUUUUCUUAGAAAUAUUGAACAAAACUAAGAGCGCGCGCAUGCCCCGUGACCCAAUUUCGAUCUAUUUUUAGAAGAGACAAGCAUCAUGGGAAAACAUUUCGUAACACCUAUUUUCAAAACAUGUUAGACAGUACGUCAGUUUAUUCAUUGUGUACAGUGAGCAAAUGAUGUCUGCACCUUUUUGUACAGUGAGCAAAUGAUGUCUGCACCUUUUUGUACAGUGAGCAAAUGAUGUCUGCACCUUUUUGUUUUGCUUGUCUCUUUGGUGAAAGCUUCUUGAACUGAUCUAUCUUCAUACUUAGAUACAAUAUCUUCAGACUUAGAUACAUUAUCUCCAUACUUAGGUACAUUAUCUCUAUACUUAGGUACAAUAUUUCCAUUCUUAGAUACAAUAUCUCCAUAUCUAGGUGCAAUAUCUCCAUAUCUAGGUACAAUAUCUCCAUACUUAUGUACAAGAGGUCAGCAGAGAAUGGAAUCGGUCCUAGUUUGGACGCGGGGUCAUUGCCACGACUGUCCUAAGCGCAUACCAUACGACCUGGCACUAUGCAAAUGUUCAGAAUUAACUUUGUUUUUAAUAUUUCUGAAGCUGUAUAUCCCGAUAUUCCUAUAUUGUGUGGCCCUAUCGAUUAAUUAAUUAAUUAAUUAAUUAUUAUUUAUAAAAAACAAUAACAUGGGUUUGCUUUAUAGUGACAUCCCUUAAAGUUUUCACUAUUGUCUUUCUUUUUAAACUCUUUUUGACAAUAUUUCUAUACUUUCAUAAAUCAGAAGACGACAAAACUCUUACAUUUCCAAAAAACAACAUCAACAACAACAAAACACUCAAGAUGUGGCUGUAUAAAAAUGUGUGAUCUAGAUUCGUAUCAAUCCCGGCGCCCUUUGGAUUAUGUCUCCCGGGGCUCUAUCAUGAAGAGUUUGCCACACGGGCCUAGUGGGGGGGGGG